Messenger RNA from Siniperca chuatsi (mandarin fish), 2572 nucleotides. Its product is annotated as membrane cofactor protein-like. Lineage: Eukaryota; Metazoa; Chordata; Actinopteri; Centrarchiformes; Sinipercidae. Gene Ontology annotation, biological process: negative regulation of complement activation, classical pathway. The coding region runs from base 308 to 1531 and encodes 407 amino acids. Gene Ontology annotation, molecular function: complement binding. Gene Ontology annotation, cellular component: membrane. The transcript is spliced from 15 exons. The record is from RefSeq and is a predicted model, not a curated record.
GUAUGGUAAUAUUGCCAUAUACAGCAGCUAAAAAGGGUUGAUCUUGAUGUAGCAUUUAUUAGCUGUUUGUUUGGGGACAUGUUGUACCACACUGGGCAGUCUUUACUGACAGAUUAUUGGAAUACUUUGCCAAGUGCAAAAAACGGCAACGCCUGUUUCCAUUAAGAAGCCGCUGCCAGAGCAGUCUGGAAGGAAACCAAAUUCACCAUUGUGGAGGCAGCAGGUCCAGCCAUAGUGAUUCUUCACAUUUGCCGUAACAGCUAUUUGGAAAGCUCAUUAACUUCAGCCAGACUUGCCAGAUCCCGUCAUGGAUGUCACCUACUUCCUGCUACUGAGCUAUCUUGGUCUUGCCAUUAUUGCUCAAGCUCAAGAGUGUUCCAGACCUGUCGCAGGACCCAACAUGGAUUUGAAGGACAAAGACAUUCUUUUACAAACUUUCCCAAGUGGGACCACAGUGUCUUUUGCCUGUAAUGUUGGCUACGAGCCUGCUGGAGGGUCUGCGUUCAUUACUUGUACUGCUGGCACUUGGAGUCCUGUGAGGCUGAAAUGCCAGAGGAAGAACUGUGGUUCUGCUGGAGAAGUGGAAAAUGGACAUAUUGAUUACCCUAGUGGGACUGAGUAUGGCGAUGAAAGUGUGGUCAGUUGCAACACGGGUUACACAUUGGUUGGUAACAGUAAACUCCGUUGUGAAGCCCAAGGGUGGGUGGGCAGGUUGCCUGUAUGUGAAGUGGUGACUUGUGAUCCACCACCUAUGGUUGCAAAUGGUGCUUUCAGUCCAGAUAAAGAAAUCUAUGAGUAUAGAGAAGUUGUACGGUACACUUGUCAAAACGAUUUUACACUCAAUGGAUCAGUAUCAAUAGCAUGUUCAGAAGAUGGAACAUUUGUGCCUGGUCCUCCAAAAUGUACCAUGUUACAAUGUGAAGAUCCUAAUAUAGAAAAUGCUGACUGGGUUAGAGGUUCUCGCCCCCCUCAUCGUUACAAGGCUACGGUGACAUUCCGGUGCAGAUCUGGAUAUGUUAUGACUGGAGCGGAUACCCAGACAUGUGCGAUAAAUGGUCAGUGGUCACCUGGACUUCCAACAUGUAAACGGAUUAUAACCACAACUAUAGCUACUACCACGACCACCACACAUUCUCAUUCCACAAAGAAACCAACAGAGUCACAAUGUGAAGAUCCUAAUAUAGAAAAUGCUGACUGGGUUAGAGGUUCUCGCCCCCCUUAUCGUUACAAGGAUACGGUGACAUUCCAGUGCAGAUCUGGAUAUGUUAUGACUGGAGCGGAUACCCAGACAUGUGCGAUAAAUGGUCAGUGGUCACCUGGACUUCCAACAUGUAAACCUUCUAUUGUCCCAACUGUCCCACCUGACAAUAAGGGUAAUAACGUGGGUACGACGUUGGGUAUUGUUUUUGGAGUACUCAUCUUUUUUGGCCUCAUUGUCGGAGUCAUGCUAUUCAGGAAAAGAAAACGCUCUCGGAGGAGCAAUCCUGACAAGGUCGAUGCAAAAGAUGGAGAGGCAGUAGCACUCUCGUAAACAUCACAGUCCUGUUGCUCCAACAUUACUGGGUGUAACGAGGACUGGUUGAGAAGAGGAAUGUCACUGGACUCGUCUUUGAAUGUACUGGCUCGUAAAACCUUCUGAAAAUUUAUUUCUGAAAGUCAGGCUUGAGAUUUGAAAAUAUCAGCAAAUUGAGCUCAAUUCUUAGUUCAUGCUCUAAGUGAUUAGUUGACAAUAAUUUCCAUCUUUGAUAGGCUCAUAACUACUUUUUCCUAUUCUGCAUAAUUCAAUUCAGUGAUGUUUGGGAUGCCGUCCCUUUCCUUUACAAAAUCACAAGUUUUUCUAUUCUGAAAUUAUGAAGGAAUGAGAUUUAAUGUUUAUUAGAGACUCUUGAACACUGAUUUUAAACUUGCACUAUAGUACAGAGCACAGCUCAGCUUGGCCAAUAUAGCUCAAUUAAAGUGAUGGCUUAAAAUAAUCAAAAUCAGUAAAGAAUGUUUGUAUGGUUCAUCUUAAAUUCAGCUGGCUCCUAGCCGAUAAAUCAGUCCUCCAGGCUUAUAGAUUCAACUUCCACCAUUACAGAGAUAAUAGGAUCUGUAAAUCAGUCCCUGGCACAGUGCCUAAACAUAAUGCAUGUUCCAUAUGCCUUAAUGCAGAAAGCUAAGUGUUUUUAGCUUGUCAGUUGUUGUGUGUUUGCCUGUGAAUUGCAUAAAUGUUAACUCACUUGUUAGUUAAUGGAGGCUUAAUUGCGGGCCUACCUUAGCUUAAUGUUUCUGCUAAAUAAUUAUCCAUGUUCAAUAUUGGCACGUUGUUUUGUGCCCUGUAGCUUCACCAAAUUAAGUUAAUCAGUUUUCCAUGAGGUUUUUUUUUUUUCUUCUCCCUCCAAAUGAUUUGUUUGUAGAUAUCUCUCUUCCGGAGGGUAAGUUUCAGUUUAAUACCAGAAGAUGUAUACAUAAAGACUAUUAGGACACAGAUAUUGUGUCUGUGGUAACAAAGAUGUAUAGACUAUGAUCUCUGAAAAAAAUGUGCACUUGCCUGGCUUUUUAUUUAUUAAACUAAAAUUUGUCAGAAAAUCUC